GUCAGAGGGGAAGACACGAGUCCUCUUCAUUUCCAUGCGUUUCUAUGCAAGCACACAGCCUGGAGGCACUACAGCUGCUCCUAUAUAAAAAGGCUGCCUGUGCUAAGAAAUAAACACACAAGCGGGUGUGUGAAUCCGUGAGCAUCCAGCUCUGUUUCUUCUACUUCUCCAAGUCGCUGCCUCGUGCUGGUGUUUCUCCCUGUGCUUCGUACUCUUCUUUUUUCCUCUUUUUUUUCCAUCCCCUUCACUGGAGAGAGGCCAUCCACCCAGCAGGCACCAUUUCCUCACCGGGGAGACCAGCGUUGGCAGUGCAGCCUCUUCCCAGGCUCAGCAUUGGGAGGAAGACCCUGGUGGCAGCAGCCGUGGGCGUCAUGCUGGUCCUGGUGCUCGUCAUCCUGAUCCCCGUGUUGGUGAGCUCUGUGGGCACAGACGGGAGCCACUAUGAGAUGCUGGGCACCUGCCGCAUGGUCUGUGACCCUUACCUGGGGAAAGGCACCACGACUAGUGCCAGCAUCCAGGCAGAAGCCGAGGCGCUGAGUGACAGUAUCAUGCCACCGCCCUCCACCCUCGUUCAGGGGCCCCAGGGCAAGCCUGGACGACCUGGCAAGCCUGGCUCCCCAGGGCCUCCAGGAGAGCCAGGGCCCCCAGGUCCAAUUGGCCCCCCCGGAGAAAAGGGGGAUUCAGGGAAAACUGGCAUCCUGGGUUUUGGGGGCAAUGGUGCAAUCAGCACAGCCACCUACAGCACUAUUCCGAGGGUCGCUUUCUACGCUGGGCUCAAGAACCCCCACGAGGGGUACGAGAUCCUCAAAUACGACGACGUGGUCACCAAUCUGGGCAACAACUACGAUGGCACCUCCGGCAAGUUUAUCUGCAACAUCCCUGGCACUUACUUCUUCAUCUACCACGUCCUGAUGCGGGGUGGGGAUGGUACAAGCAUGUGGGCAGACCUUUGCAAGAAUGGCCAGGUCCGUGCCAGUGCCAUUGCCCAGGAUGCUGAUCAGAAUUAUGACUACGCUAGCAACAGCGUAAUCCUGCACCUGGACGCGGGAGACGAGGUCUUCAUCAAGCUGGAUGGAGGCAAGGCGCAUGGAGGGAACAACAACAAAUACAGCACCUUCUCGGGAUUCAUCAUCUACGCAGACUGAGGGGCUCACAGGCUGCCCUCCCUCCCUCCAGCUCUCGUUCGCUCGCUCGCUCUUUCUCUUGCUGUGGGUUCGCAGGGGGGCUCAAACUGGCAUGGACACCAACGACGGACUUUCACAAAGAAAUAUUUCCAGGUGGCUGGCACGCGUAGACCUGGACUUUCUCUCUCUAGGAACAAAAUCAGCAGGAGUAGAAGGCAGCCUCCUGGAAAGACAUGGACUCUUUGACUCUGCAGUACCCCCACUCCCUUCCAUCUAUCACAGGGCUGUGCAAUAUCAACAGGACUGGGAUCAAGCUAUUGCUACUGAAUAAGGAUCAGAAAAAAAUGAUAUGGUUGUGGUGGUUCCUGAUGGUUUGAAGUUGUAUUUAGUCCAGAGAUGCAACUUUUAUUUAUUUAUUUAUUUAUUUUAAUUUAAACUGAAAAUGUGUUCAUGGCUGUUCUUUCAAUGCAAUGUAUGCAUAGCUUACAGUGCCCCCUGGUUAUUGAAUGUUGUAACUGCAGGUCUGAAAAGGGACCUCUCAAUCUGUACAUCUUUACUACUAAAAGAGAAAAGCUAUCUGUUAGCACCCCCCGUCUGUCUGCUUUGUGUCUUGAGUCUAAAUGGGUAUGUAGUGCAUCUGAGGGCAGUACUGUGGUUUCAUUGGUGCACAGGAUUUCUGAAAAUGAUGGAUACUGAUUUUGACAUAUAUUGGCAAUUAUUCUUAUAUACACCCUUAUAAAAGUUUACUACUUCCAAAGCCUGCCUAUGCUUUACCAUGGUUUCACUAUGCUUUUUUGACACGUUGCUAUGUUUUUACUAUGGGGAAACAUUUAUAAGGGAAAGGUAAGUGACCACAGUUUGAAUAAUGUUCGGAGCAGCUGUACAGUUGUGGCCAAAAGUUUUGCAUCCCCCUAUAGAAUUAACUAAUUUUGCUUCAUAUAGUUGAAUGAAACCUGUUGAAUAAUGUUACAUUAACAUAUUGAAUUACAUAACUCUUUUCCAUAUACAUAACGAAAAACUGACACAAAUUGAAAAAUGUGACAUUUCGAAAUCUAACAUGAAAUACUCUACUACUAUUAUGGCUUCCGGUAGACUUUUGUG
Molecule: messenger RNA, 2225 nt
Organism: Acipenser ruthenus (sterlet)
Lineage: Eukaryota; Metazoa; Chordata; Actinopteri; Acipenseriformes; Acipenseridae
Product: C1q-related factor-like
Exons: 2
Coding region: 372-1145 (257 amino acids)
Molecular function (GO): protein binding
Source: RefSeq, a predicted model, not a curated record